Lytechinus variegatus (green sea urchin) is the source of this 3292-nucleotide messenger RNA. RefSeq names its product PH domain-containing protein DDB_G0275795-like. The record is from RefSeq and is a predicted model, not a curated record. Lineage: Eukaryota; Metazoa; Echinodermata; Echinoidea; Temnopleuroida; Toxopneustidae. The coding region runs from base 647 to 1810 and encodes 387 amino acids. Gene Ontology annotation, biological process: endosome organization; retrograde transport, endosome to Golgi; receptor recycling. The transcript has 2 exons. Gene Ontology annotation, cellular component: early endosome; trans-Golgi network; recycling endosome.
GGGAAUAAAAAAAAUAUAUUUCCGUGCAUAUCGCUUUAUCCUGCUGCUGACAAAAUUCUACGCGAUACACAGGGGCCGUCUCUUCAAAUUAUAGCAGUUACAUCUUAAGUGAAAAUAAACAAACGAAGUUAAUCAUUUGAUAUUGAACUUCCUGAUGUGAAUAGCUCUUAUUGGAAUCUUGAUGAUCGGACACUUCCUGUUGGCAGCUGCAGUUCUCUCUCGCGGAGGAGACGGGAAUCUCGGCCCUAAUGUGCAAAAUCGCUCGUUGCCUAAUAUCUGCAGAAUAACGGUCAUUUCCUCUUGAGUGGGCUUGUUGCCAGUUUUGACAACAGGCUGUAAAUAGUGUAUUGCUGUGUAAACCAGCUACGUAUGUAUGAGGUUGAGUCCAUGGCAUGCUGUGCUUACUGUGGACAGCGAAGAACAAGUGCAUUGGAACAAUACAUCAAGAGGCUUGUAUUAGGUCAGUGAGUUAAAGUUACUGAUCCUUCCACUUGAUCUUGGUCAUGAACAAGGAUCGUCCACAUUUGGUAAAGGAAGAAAUGAUGAACAGGAAUGUGUAACCUAUUGAAAUAUACAGACACAGCAUUUGGCGAAGAGCUGCGGUGUGUUUUGAUCGGUUGAUUCGUGCGGAGCUGCAGACGUCAGGAUGAAAUUCAACGAGAAGAAUGUAUCUUACUUUGCAUCAUGCAAUUCGCCAGUCGAUAAGACUGGAUCUUUACUCAAGAAAGCGGAUAAUCACCGCAACUUUCAAAAGCGCUGGUUUGUGCUGAAAGGCAAUUUGCUCUUCUACUAUGACAAGGAAGGGGACAAGGAACCCCAAGGGGUCAUUAUCCUGGAAGGAUGUCGAGUGGAGCUUGCUGACCUGGAGGACUGCCUGUACUGCUUUCAGAUUUCUUUCUCUCUGAAGGAUUCACGGACGUAUGUCAUGGCAGCCACCAGCCAGGAAGAGAUGGAGUCUUGGAUGAAGGCCUUGUCUUGCUCCAGCUAUGACUACAUGAAAGCCAUGGUGGACGAGCUUCAGAAACAGCUCGACGAUCUUUCACAUGGAAAUAGUGAAAACUCUCCCGCUAUGGUUAUCCGGACAUCGGUCAUUCAGAGUUCUGAGGUCCCUGAGGCAGAUGGUGCAACAGGCAGAUCGGCACCUAGUUCUAUUCCUGCAAUACCCGAACAUGUCUUGGAAUUACCCCCGAAGCAAAACAUGAGCACGUACGAGCGGGGCAAGACGGAAUCACUUGCUCAUAAGGGGGCUCCUCGUCAGAGUGCCUAUCAAAGAAAUUCAUUGCCAUUUAACAAUUACAGUAACCCCUCUUAUGACAUUUGGGACCCCCUUGUUUCUUCAAGCAAAAAUCCACCUGAACAAUCAAAUGGAGCUGCAAAGCCGAUACCCCAAUUUGUAGUCGAGCAAGAUAGCAGUGAUAGUGAGGAUGACGAAGUAAAGCCAUCAGAUUCUGCAAACAACUCUAACAAGAAUGCCCAAACAGACUAUAAGGCUGACCAGACCGACGGUCAGCAUGUGUCUAGGUUAGCAUCAAAAGGUCGCAAGGUCAUGUCUGUAUUCUAUGAAAAUCUCAACAUGCCUCUCAUGUCGGGGUCCAGCGAUACCAGUCCCAGACUCACCAGGAAGAGUGUGUUUGGCCGGGGAGGCAACGCCGCUGCACAGGGUCCCAAGCAGGCCCAGGCUGGACAGUCCGUCUUCCAUGUCCACAACGAAAAUGUCAGAACUUUCUCAGACAUGCACGAGGAGUUUGGAAUGCUUAUUGUGAGAAAGAUGAAUUUGUUCCGUCAGAGGAAAACUUCAGGAUCAUCUUGAACUUAGGUGACUAAUAGUUGACUUGGAAGCUUCAAAAGUUCCAGUUUCUAUCAUUUAUAUGUAUUCUUGUGAAUGGACGAAGUCCAGUAGAACAUGAGCUGUGUCGUUGUCUUGACCAUUUCAAAUCCGAUGUCGACUCUGUGUUUAGACCAUUGAUAUAAAAAAACCUGGAUAGAGCAACAACACACUAUUUUCUCUUGUGUGUGCUUGUGCAUGUUGUUUCUUACGUGUUGGUAUGGCCCCCACAUACUGUUAAUUGUGUCAUGGAGUAUUUUUUAUUCAGCUUCAAGGUUGUUUGUGCAGCAGCAUACACAGAGCUCUAUCUAAUUGUUUUAUAUCAAUGGUUUAGAUCUGUUAUGUCUGCCAGGGCAGUGUUUCACAAUGUUGUAAUAGUUGCACUCUACACUUGUUUUCCUUUCUUAGAUCCUACAUUAGAUUUUUAAUUAUUUUGUUUCCCAUCAGCUUAAGUUGAAAUCUGAUAUUUGUUGAUUAUAAUUCUAAUUUUUUAUCUGAUUGGAUAAGUUCAAUCAUUUUCAAGGUUUGAUGAGGAUUACAGUAUUAAAAAAGAAAGAGAAAAUAAGGGUAUAUGUACAUCUCAUUUUGUACAAGGAAGGGUUAUUAGUCAUACAUUUUUGUGUAACUUUCAAACAGGUUUCUGAAACCACCCUGGGUCAGCUUCUAAUAAUAGACCUACAUGUAUUCAUAACAUGUAGCCUAUAUUCAAAUUUACAUAAUUAAAACAAAUGUAUUGUUCUUGGCAAGCUAAAAGCUUGCAAGACAAAGCAACUUGUAAGUGACGUGGAGCAUUUGCCACAUUAAACCCUUGAAAAAUACACUGCUUCCUUACAUAAAGUAUAUAGAAAAAAGUCUGACAUUUUUAUUUGAAGUAAAAAGAAAAUAGAUGACUUGUUUAAGAUACAUGUAGAAGUAUAUUUUGUGAUAUGUGUGUAUGAGGUUGUUGAACAAGAUACAUUUGGCUAAGUGUAUAAGUUUAUAUUGAUUAGAAUGUGAAUUUCUAAGAGGCAAGAUCAGAGCAACAUAAUACAAAAUGGCCUUGCACUGGAUUGGUUUUGGCCAUGAGGGGGGGUGAAUUUUAAGCAGGAAUUCUUACUUCAGGAAUAGUUUUGUACCCCCCUUCCCCUUCUGUCUAUUACGACCAUGUUUACAAAGAUAACUGUAUACAACAUGCUACUGUACGCAUUAUAUUCAGCACUUUGGCUGUUAUUUCUGGCUUGUGUAAAAGACAUAUAUUCAAACAAGACUGUGUGCUAGAACACCCUGGAGUUUAGUUAUGUACCUUGAACAUCAUUGGAAUCUCAUCAUUUGUUUUUCAUCUCGGUCUGAAAGUCUUUCCCCAGUACACGUACCUGUAUUGAAAACUUAAUCAGUUUAAAUACACAGAACAACAGGUAAAAUGCAGAGUAAAAGCUCUGUAUUUAAAGUUUUUAAUGAUACAUGUAGUUUUGUUAUGGCAAUUUUUAU